Molecule: messenger RNA, 2322 nt
Organism: Rotaria sp. Silwood1
Lineage: Eukaryota; Metazoa; Rotifera; Eurotatoria; Philodinida; Philodinidae
Source: the annotation of a GenBank genome assembly
GUGUGCGUAGCAAUUGGUAUUCCGGUUUUGGGUGUGAGUCUGCUAUUGAAACGCACCCAUACCUUCAUUAAGCUUAGCUGUUUUAUUUUAGCGUUCACUAUUUUUGACAGACAAACAUCGCAUUUAACUGAACGUUACACACAUUUGGAAAAAAUGAGACUUAAAGAUUCAGAUGUUUAAAUAAGUCUGCAAUUUUUUUGCGUUUUAAUAAGAUGAAAUCUCAUCAUUGAAAAGAAACCAAAGCCAACGAAUAAAAGAAUCUAUUGAAAUCAUUUUUUAAAUUUCUUUCAUAUUGCACUCAAUCAGUGCACUCAUGCAGAUUUUCAUAUUUCAUUUGUAUGCAGUGAUUGCAGCCUUCAUUCAACUGUACAAACUUUGGGAAACAGAAAAUGCUUUGUUUGAAAUGACUUAUGUUCAUAAUAGGCGGACACAAGUUUUUCAUAAACUCUGUGGUAAAAAUCGACGAUUUUUCAAAGAAUACUAGCGAAAGAAGAAUUGACUCAGCUCGUUCUUCUAACCGCACCUAUGGAUACUCUCACGGAUGUGCUGUUUCUCAUUUUUCAAUGUUUCAUUUGAGACUGAAAAAUUAUACAGCAAAGAUACUAUAACGAAUAGCAAGAUCGAUAGUGCUUAAUUCAUCCAGUUUCAUAACGAUAUAUGCAAAUGAAAAUUGAAAGGAUGUACAGAUUAUACAGAUAAGGAAAGGAAACAGUAUUUGCAAACUAUGGAUCCUUGAUACCAAUAGGUGGCGUGACUUAAGCAAGGAACGAGAAUAUGAAUGUGUAUGCAAUGAAAUUACUUGAGUUUUCAGAAGAAUAUCAAAAGUAAUAUAAAGAAAGAAUUAAGAAAAUGUAACUGCAUCAAACGCUUUCUCCCGCACUUCGCUGAAUUCAUCGCAAAAAAACGAUCGAAAAUAUAUCAACUGCUGGAGGAGAGGUGGAUUAGGUUUCUGACAUAUCCGCUCAAGGAAGUCGUGAUUGAAUGGAGAUUCUAUUGACCAAGGAGAUUGAAUAUCAGAUCUUAUGACAUUGAAAUAUUGAAAUUAUUAAUCAGAUAAAACUAAGGCAUAAACAAAUCAAUUGAAAUUACUAUUUUCUUCAUUUCUAUAGUUAAUUUGUUUAUAAGGGCUCGGUAUUUGACCGAAUACAUGAAUAAAAUUUUCCUUAAAAAACUAAAUGUCUUCAAGACAGGUCAUUUGACAGAUUUUUUUUAUCUACUCUAAACAAAUUUGGUCGCCUUAGAAAUUUAAACUUGUCUCAUUUAUGAUACUUAUGUUGUUAUUAGCUAUUUGUAAGUGUGAAAAAGAUACUUAUUGAACUGAACAGUAUGUGUCAAAAGAUGACUCAAUCGAUCAUUCGAAAUCACAUUUGUGACGCUGACGAAGACGAUGUGUGAUAUACAAGAAGAGCCAGCAGUUGAAUCGUUGCAAUUCAUUUUUUACGCUGGACUUGCUUGUCGCUUAUUAUAUAAUCAAUUUGUUCAGAGACUUUCUUCUUGAUAGUUGAUCGUAGUGAUGAAAUGAACCAAUGGCUUUUUUUCUUUUAAAAAACAUUUCAAUUUGUCCAAUGAUAAGAAAUACGUCAUUUCAAGGUCAAAAAGACGAGAAAAAUAUUGAUUAUUGAUUUCUUUCUCUUUGCUAAUACAUGAUAUCAAAAAUAAUAUUUAAAUCAUUCAUCUGACGUAAGUAAACAACGAAUAAUUAUAAACGAACUAGAAACAAUUACUUAAUCGAUCAAUACAAAAAUAACAAAGAUUGGUAAAUUUAUUUCGAAUAUAUUUCAUUUUUAUAGUGCAUUGAUGUAUUCCACUACUUCUUAUAUUCAACAAUCAACUGGUUAUUCAUCAUUAGUAUCCUAUGCACAUAACCAUCAUUAUUUAAAUGCUUCCAUUAGUACUAAUACACCCUCAACUAGUCGUAACUCAACACAUUUAUUACCUUAUAGUGGUUAUAAUACUGAUUUUGAUUUAUUAUCACAUUCAUAUAGUACCAAACAAUCACAAAGAGAGGAUGAAGAUGAUAAUCAAUCAAUAUCUUCAUCACUGGAUAACACAAUGAAUGGUACAUUAAUACCAUUUAAAAAACGUUCACGUAGUGUACCAGCUGAAGAAAAAGAUACUACAUAUUAUGAGAAACGCUCUCGCAAUAAUGAAUCAGCAAAACGUUCACGUGAUGCAAGACGAAUUAAAGAGCAACAAAUUCAACAACGUAUUAUUUUAUUAGAACAUGAAAAUUUACGUUUAUCAAUGGAAAAUCAAGCUAUUGGAUAUCAGCUUUCUCAACUUCGUACUUUAUGCGAUAGAACAUCAAAGUCAUUACAAUAA